GCUCACUGAAUUGGUAAGGUGAUGUAUUCUGCGUGUUGAAUCUGUCAAGCUUUCACUGACAGUGCCAUCAUCAACAAUGUCUUCAGAAGGUCAGAAGGUACGUUUAAUACCACAAACAGGUCCUUGUGGAGAAGCAGCAAGAACCAGACUUUCAGAUGGGUAUUGGUUUAAUGAAGUCUCUCCAUCAUGUUAGAGCGCCCUCUACCAGAUAACCCCAACACUGGACAAUUGAUUUUCCAUUGAAGUGUUGAAGUUGCAGUCCCACCUGGAGAACCCCGCUAAGUAUCACCUUCAGCAGAGCCAGAGGCAGCAGGUGAAGCAUUACCUGUCCAGUGCGCUGGGAGCCAAGCUAAGCCAACAGGCCAGCACAGGGCCUGGUUCCAGCCAGCCACCAGAGCACGGCAUGCCACCUGGACCAGGAACCAGUGCUCCCCAUAGCCCUAUGGCCCUUCUCACCCUCAACUGUGAGAAAGAGAUGGACGAUGUAAUUGAAGACAUCAUAAGUUUGGAAUCGAGCUAUAACGAUGACAUUCUUGGCUACAUGGAUGCAGGACUUCCAAUGACUAAUACGAUUCCUCUCUCUGGAAACUUGUUGGACAUGUACAGCAAUCACACUCUUCCUCCAUCAGGGGUUCCCAUUAGCAACUGCCCAUCUAAUCUAGCUGUCAAAAGGGAAUUAUCUGUUACCUCAUCACCUGGCAUGAUGCACAUUAUGGACACACCUGGACCGUGUGGCAAAUUUGACUCUUAUCAAAGGCAGGAAGGCUUUCCAGUAGAGGCAGAGGUCAGAGCAAUGGCAAAAGAGAGACAAAAGAAGGACAACCAUAACCUAAUUGAACGAAGACGGCGGUUUAAUAUAAAUGAUAGAAUUAAGGAGCUGGGGACAUUAAUUCCCAAGUCUAAUGACCCGGACAUGAGGUGGAACAAGGGGACCAUUUUGAAGGCUUCCGUUGAUUAUAUUAGGAAAUUGCAGAAAGAGCAGCAUAAAGCAAAAGAGCUGGAGAACAGGCACAAGAGAUUAGAGCAUGCAAAUAGACAUCUACUGCUUCGGAUUCAGGAGCUUGAAAUGCAAGCCCGCGCUCAUGGACUCGCCGUUGUUUCCUCGCCCACACUUUAUUCCUCCGAACUGAUUGCUCGAGCGAUCAAGCAAGAGCCCAGUAUAGGGGACUGCACCUCUGAUCUAUACCCCCACCUCCCCAGCCCUGACGUCUCCUGGCCCACCACUCUGGACCUCAAUAACGGCACCAUCAGCUACGAUGAUAGCCCCACAGAGGAGGAGGAACCGGGGGUCUAUGACAGCCCCACCAAGGUCUCCAGCAAGCUGGAGGACAUGCUUAUGGACAACACUCUGUCUCCAGUGGGCACCAUUGACCCUCUGUCUCCAGUAGGCACCACUGAACCCCUGCUGUCCUCUGGGUCUCCUAUUCCAUCCAACAACAGCAGUAGGAGCAGUAUGGAUGAACAUGAGAAUGGCUGUUAGCAUUGCAAAGAAACUUGGAGGAAUCAAAAUUAGAUGAUAUGUUUCUUUUUUUGUAUAAUGAAGUGUUACCUGAGAAUGUGGAGUCUACACUAGUUCAGUAGUUUUGGCUUGUUUUCCAGUAAAAAUAUCUAAACAUCCUUUAAAGAUACAUUUACUUGAGAAGCAAAAUUGUGUAAGAUAUUAAGACUUGUUUUCAAGACAUGAAUUAAGGUUAUUUUUCUUGUUAUAAGCAUAAACCUAACUUUUUGUGAGAUUUAUGCUUAAAAUUAGAAAAACCAGUUUGCCAAGGGAGUAAAAAUAAACGUAAUCAAGAUUCUGUAUAUACUCUCACUGAGCACUUUAUUAGGAACACCUAAUAAAACAUCUACUUAUUCAUGCAGUUAUCUAAUCAGCCAAUCGUGUGGCAGCAGUGCAAUGCAUAAAAUCAUGCAGAUCAGGCGCUUCAGUUAAUGUUCACAUCAACCAUCAGAAUGGGAGAAAAAAAAAGUGAUCUCAGUGAUUUUGACCGUGGCAUGAUUGUUGGUGUCAGAUUGGCUGGUUCGAGUAUUUCUGUAUACGGUAAUGAAGAUAACUGCUCUAUUCAAUUGUAGUGAGCAGAAUAGUAUCUCAGAAUGCACAACAUGUUGAACCUUGAGGUGAAAGACCACAUUGGGCACUUUAUUUGGACCGUAGCGUUUGUAAUAAAGUGCUAAUUGAGUGUAUGCUGAAAACAAGUCUUAAUAUCAUAUGCAGUUUUGCUUCUCAAAUUUAUCUUUUCAUGAUGUUUACAUAUUUUUACUGGACAAUAAAACAAAUAUUUAUUUUUUUGCAGUGUAUUGGAAAAUGGUAUCAUAUGGCAUGUUACAUUCAGUUGAGGUGUGUACACAAGGUGGUUUCCUUUUAAUCCAAAUGAUGUGUAACAUGAAGACCACAAUUAAGUGCAGUAUUUAUAUUUACAGUAUUAUUUUUUUAGAAUAUUUAGUGUAUAUAUUUUUUCAUGUAUCAUCUGAGUAAUGGGUGUCAAACUCAGUUCCUGGAGGGCUGCAGCCCUGCAGAGUUUAGUUCCAGCCCUGCUCCAAAAUGCCACCUUGUAAUCUUCAAGCACUCCUGAAGACCUUGAUUAGCUGCUUCAGGUGUGUUUAACUGGGGUUGGAGCUAAACUCUGCUGGACUGUGGCCCUCCAGGAACUGAGUUUGACACCCCUGAGUGUACUAGUUUAGAAUGACUGUGGUUUUAACUGUGUUGAUUUUAUGAAGGAUUUCUCUGAAAACAAUAUGAAGAAUUGCCAGACAGCUAAAGUGGAAUUCCAGCAUGAAACCAUUAGGUUUCAAAGUAUACUGUGUUUUAGAGCACAUUUGUAAUUGUAUUGCUAAUAUGAACCUUACAUUGAACAUUAGUUAGGUAAGCUGAUUGUCAAAUUGUGGCCCCCAAAAACUGCCAUUGAUUACACCUAUUUGUGUGCCUUAUCUGUAGAAGUAUACAAUACUGAGGGUUAGGAAUGUUAUCUCUAAAAGUCAUACUAUUUUACCAAAGCACUACCAAAGUUCAAGUCUUUAGAGGACCUUGAUAUUGUCUUGGAUCUUUGCACAAGAUAUGGAAAUGUACAAGCUUAAAAUUUUGGAGUGGAGUAACCAGUAACUCAUGUCAAAGUGUGCCCAAUUCAAUUCACUUUAACGUAACCUUGAGACCAACUUUCUAAUGACCUCCAGAUACAUUAACAGAGGCCUGUUAGUAGUAUUAACAGUCUAAUUUAGGACAUACAAAUUAUAAGUGGUGCUUGCUCAUACUUACAGUAUGGGAUUUGAACAAACAUUUAACCCUAAGUAUUAAAUGUUAGCACGUAACCCACCCACCACUGUUUCUGCUAUGGACAUGAAUGAUACCUCAAAUUGUGUAGCAUGUUGAGGAGAGCUGUGCUAUUACUCUACUUUUCAAAGCAAUUGGAAUUCACCUGACAUCCUCUAAAACAGGUUAAAAAAUACUAUAGACUUACAUUGAGGGGUGGGCUCUUCUAAAAACAACAGAAAAGCCCCACUCACAUUUUCUUCCAAAAAUAUUUUGACAAACUGACAAAAUUUCAGACAUCAAGUGUUUGUGAAACUAGUCAUGUUCAUUCAUUGGCUAUGGGUGAAGUCUUUCACAUAUACUUCCUUACCAUAAGAGACUGAGGAGUUUAUUGGAAUUACCUCAUAUGAGAAGGUGUCCCUUCACUACCAUUUGAUCCUUGGACAUGCAUAUGAUCACUGUAGUUUUUAACUUAGUCUACUAUGUCACUUGUGUAGUUUGCAGGGAAUUUGACCCACAGAUUUCAAAUAGAGGAUUCUUAGAUACCUGCAGGGGGGACAAACUUUAGAUUUGUCCUCUGACAUGACUGAUAGACUUGGUUGAGUGCAUAAAAGCAGAAGAUAGACUAAAUUAUGUACAUUAUAAAAUUGGACCAGCCCUUGAUACAAAAUUCUGCUCUAUUCUACCCCACAAAAUUAUGGAGAUUGUCUUUUUUAUUUAAAUCAUUAAGUAAUCCAAACAGUGUAUACAGAUAGAUAUUUUAGUAAUACUAAUAGUAACUGAUGUUGAUCAGUUACAUUUAUAGGAAUAUUAAGGACAGUGAACAGGAUUAUCUUUUUACAUUUCUUUAUUGGCAGGUCACUAAUCAAGGUCACUGUUUCUUGGUUGAUUGUGUGGUCUACCACGACUUAUCUCUUAAAUGGUGUAGGACAUUU
Molecule: messenger RNA, 4179 nt
Organism: Myxocyprinus asiaticus (Chinese sucker)
Lineage: Eukaryota; Metazoa; Chordata; Actinopteri; Cypriniformes; Catostomidae
Product: microphthalmia-associated transcription factor-like
Exons: 9
Coding region: 404-1480 (358 amino acids)
Biological process (GO): melanocyte differentiation; regulation of transcription by RNA polymerase II
Cellular component (GO): nucleus
Molecular function (GO): protein dimerization activity; DNA-binding transcription factor activity, RNA polymerase II-specific; RNA polymerase II cis-regulatory region sequence-specific DNA binding
Source: RefSeq, a predicted model, not a curated record